Cercospora beticola is the source of this 870-nucleotide messenger RNA. RefSeq names its product peroxiredoxin. Gene Ontology annotation, biological process: hydrogen peroxide catabolic process; cellular response to stress; cell redox homeostasis. The record is from RefSeq and is a predicted model, not a curated record. NCBI's taxonomy places the organism in Eukaryota, Fungi, Ascomycota, Dothideomycetes, Mycosphaerellales, Mycosphaerellaceae. Gene Ontology annotation, molecular function: thioredoxin peroxidase activity. Gene Ontology annotation, cellular component: cytosol.
AUGGCCGUCCAAGUUGGAAAGCCCGCGCCUGCAUUCAACUGCACAGCUGUCGUCGACGGCAAAUUGAAGAAUGUCUCCUUGGAAGGCUACACCGCGGCAAACCACUGGGUCAUUCUGGUCUUCUUCCCAAAAGCCUGGUCAUUCAUAUGCCCGACAGAAAUCCGAGCCUUCAGCUCACGCCUUGAAGAAUUCCUCUAUGCUCGUUCCUGUGCCGUCAUCUUUGCUAGCACCGACAACGAGCACUGCCUCAAAGCAUGGAACUCUACUUCCGAAAUGGAAGGCGGACUCGGAGGUGUCCACGUUCCACUCAUCUCCGACUGCAAUCACAAACUAAGCAGAGACUAUCAAGUCCUCAUCGAAGAAGAAGGCAUCGCCCAGCGAGCCUUGUUCAUCAUCGACCCCAAAGGCCGCAUUCGCAACAUCACAAUCAACGACACCGAUGUCGGCAGAAGUGUAGAUGAAGCCCAACGUAUACUCGAUGCUUUAGUCUUCAAAGACGAAUUCGGCGAGGGCUGCCCAGUCGACUGGAAGAAAGGUGAUAAAGGUCUCGACUAUAAAGCCGAAACUACCAUCGAAGGGGCUGUCGAAGUGAACAAGAAGUCUUGGUCCGAGUGGGCAAGACCAAAGCUCCAACGUGCUUGGUCUGGAACCAGCGGAAUUUCGACGCUCUCGACUGGCACUCCACCUACGAGCCGCCCUACCUAUGAUCGAUCGAUUAGUCACUCCGGUACCCAUAGCCCACUUUACAGUCCUGGAGCACGUGGAUCUCAUGUCAGUUUGGGUACGCAGAUGGAGGAAGCAUUGAUGCAGCAGAGGAUGGAGAAUUUGAAUGCUGCGAUGCAGAAUCAGAGUGUUGGGAUGGCGGUGUAG